AAAGCUCCCCACUGGUUCGCAAGCGAUUUGGCUGGGGCCUGCGAGACUAUGAAACCCAGCGGUUAUUUCUUCCCAAUCAAAGCGGACGGUUUAGGUUUCCAGGCACAGUGGUUUCGGUUUCCAGGGUGUACUUCAACCAUCUCAGAUUUUCGAAGCAGGACGGACCCCGAAGUGUAUACGGAGUGGCAGAGGCACGGAAAACGGUGGGGGAAGGACGAGGCUAAGGGCAGGCGAAGCCGGUGCGGUUUACAUGGCUGCUUAGCCAGUGCCUACUCGGAGGUGAGUCAGUCAUGGUGCGCGCAAGAAAAAGAGUAGUUUCCCAGAGGAGUGAAUAUCAAGCCAAAGCCCAAGAUUGAUUUAAUGCCACAUUUGUGUGUUAAUGCUUACGAGAUUUAGCUGUUGGAAGGGUUAGAUAUCCUGAUGAUAUCAAAUGUAUUUGAUUUGUAUUCCUACCAUGCACUUGAAGUUUCAGAUGUGCAGUUGGUAGAAGUACCUAACUGGGGAAACAAGAUAUCAAAAAAGAAACAAGAGAAUAUAACAUAAAUCUUGGAUAUGUGCAUAUGAAAGAAGACCUGAUGGACUGAGUACAACGAAUAUCUUAUUUGCUAGGAGGGCAAGGGGCUUGAAGAUGACUUGUGGGUCUCAAAAGUUGAAGUGGAAGGACCGUGGACAAGGCUAAUCCAGGGAAAUCUGAUGAGUUGAUGUCAGAUUUCAACUAUUUGAUGCCAAAAUGCAGGUGUGUGCUAGAGGACCUAAAAUUUCAUAUCAAUUGACUAGUAGACUUCAUCAAAUGUUUCCAAGGCUUAAUGUUCUCAAUGAGCUGAAGCAGAAUGGUUUCUCUGCAAAUGAGGCUGGUGUUGUUUCACUUGUUAAUGUGCUCAGGAAAUCAGGAAAACUUGAAGUAGCAAGGAUGUUAAUUGAGGAGUCCAGAAAAGUAGGGUUGAUUUCAAUGUAUAAAGUACAUCGCACAUGGAUUGGGUGUCUUCUAGGAGAGAAUAGAGUUGAUGACGCACUGCAUUACUUUGUAAAAAGGGUCUCGGAAGGUUUUCAUCCCAACUCUCAAUGCUAUGGUGCAUUGCUAAUUGGCCUUUUGAAAAAUAAUAGGCACAGAGUAGUCAGUUGUUUGCUGAAUAAUAUGAAAGAUAAUAAUAUUUUCCCAGACUCCAGGACUAUGAAUGCUAUAGUUUGUUUACUCUGCAAAGAGAAACUUAUCAAUGUUGCAAUUGAUUUGUACAGUGAAAGAUCAAAAAUAGGGUUUAUUCCUGAUAAUAUUACAUACAAUAAACUGAUAAAUGCUCUUUGUAGUUUGGGAAAAAUGGAUGAGGCCCACAAAGUUCUAGAUGAUGGGAUGGAAGCUGGUUUUUUUCCACGUAAAGGUACACUGGCAAUUCUUCUCGGUGCUCUCUGCAUGGCUGGGAAACUUGAUAAUGUUUAUAAACUUUUUGUUGCAGGAGUUGAAAGGCAAUGUGUCCCUGACUAUUGUACUUGUAGUGAAAUCAUUUCUUCCUUUAGCAAAGCUGGCAGAGUUGAUGAUGGAUAUGCAAUUCUUUGCAUGUUGGUGAAGUUAAAUGUCUUUGUCAAGAAAAGAACUUAUUUUGCAUUAAUAGAUGGCUUUUGUGUUGCCAAAAAAGGAGACAUGGUUUCCAAAUUGCUUCUCGAAAUGAGAGGCAAUGGUCACUUACCUGGUCGCUCCAUUUUGAAAAGUGUAAUUUGUGUUCUUUGUGAAACAUGUCAUGAAGAUGAGGUUCUUGAACUAUUACGUCUGCAUGUUUCUAAUUCCUCUUCAGAUAUCAAAUUGUAUAAUACAUUUAUAAAAACAAUUUGUAGGUUCCGCAGGCCUGAUAUUGCCAUGAAAAUUCUUGAAAAAAUGUGUGAAAAUAACUGCAGGCCUAAUUCCAAAACCUAUAUCAGUUUGUUACAUGGCUACUUGAAAAGUAAAUAUGUGGUUAAUGCUGUGAACUUGUUUAGGGCACUGUUGGCAGAAACUCAAAUUUCGUCAAAGCUUUACAAUGUUAUGGUCAGUGGCCUUUGCACUAUAGAGAAAGAGGAUCUGGCAGUUAUGUACUUUGAUGAAAUGAUCAAGAAGGGAUUGUAUCCCAGCGUUGGGUGCUAUGAGAAAGUUAUUUAUGCUUUGUGCAACCAAGGAAAUUUGAAUAAGGCACUGAAAUGUUUUUGGGAUAUGAAGCAGAAAGGGCACCACUGCAGCACUUUCAUUUACAAUGUGCUUGUUGGCAGUUGCUUUAAGUCACAUGAAGUUAACCAUGCUUGGUUUAUCUUUGAUAACAUGCGAAAUCAAGGUUGCCCUCCUAAUGUUUCCACUUUCAGCAUAUUGAUUUCUGGUCUGUCUGAUGCAAAUAUGCUAGAAUCUACCAUGGGAGUAUUGGAAGAAAUGAUGGAGGAAUGCUUAACUGCUGAUAUCUUUAUUUACAAUAAGCUACUUAGAGGCCUUUGCAAGGAGGGCAAGAUGGAAGUUGCUACUGAUCUAUUGAGGAGAAUGUCUCAGAAGGGUUGUCUACCAAAUGCGUCCACUUAUGAUUGCCUAAUAUUUUAUUUAGAUAGAGCUGGCAGGGUCUACGAUGCUCAGAAACUUCGGGAAGAAAUUGUGGAAAAGAAACUGCAUAUGUAUAGAUGAUGGGUCAUUUUUCAAGUAUAGGUUCUAACCGAGAUCUAAAAGUUGCAAGUGAUGCACAAUCUUCAUUUGAUAAAAUCACUUAUUUUGGUAUUCAUAUU
Cryptomeria japonica (Japanese cedar) is the source of this 2730-nucleotide messenger RNA. Its product is annotated as pentatricopeptide repeat-containing protein At1g71210, mitochondrial. Lineage: Eukaryota; Viridiplantae; Streptophyta; Pinopsida; Cupressales; Cupressaceae. The transcript has 2 exons. Gene Ontology annotation, molecular function: protein binding. Bases 731 to 2632 code for a protein of 633 amino acids. The record is from RefSeq and is a predicted model, not a curated record.